GGGCCCGUUGAUGAGAUCUGCACUCGGGCCCGCUAAGCCAUUGUUACGCCGCUGUCGCUCACCAGAGCACGGGUUUGAUUAAGAUCCCGACUACAACUCUGUUCCUUGCGUAUCUUUCAAUGGCUGAUCCCGAGUACACCCCUUAACCUUGCGUCUCUUUAAAUGGCUGAACCAUUGGGGAGCGAGCGACAGGUGAGACAGUCAAAGGUCAGAGAUCGCGCGCUUUAUUAGAGCCGGCGCAGGUGUCUGCGAUGAGGUUUAUCAUCGUCCACAGUGAGAGAACGCAACUUGGCAAACACACACAAAACACACACACUCUCUCUCACACACAAACACACACAGUUGAGGUUUAUCACCGUCCACAGUGAGAGAACGCAACUUGGCAAAUACAGACUAACAAGAGCGGACUAAGCUGUAAACCCAUAGUAGGCUGCUUGGUGACCAGAUUAGUGAACAAAUCCAACUGACGGGAAAACUCGGCAUUUCUCCUCCUCUCCUCCUCUCCUUCUCUCCCACAGUGUGCUGCUCGGGCGUCCGGCUGUCACUCGACGUGCAUUUAAGGAAUUCACUUUGCAGCAGUUCCUUCUGAAAUUCCUAAAUAUGAACGUGCAUAUUUAUCUCUUGCAUGCCUAGUUUUUUUUUUUUUCUGACACGUCGACCAAAAGAAGUUCGCCAGAGGAGUUAACGUGUAAGCGAUUGGUUAAUCUUCCCCCAGGGCGCAAAAACAACAGAGGGGGAAAAAGUGAUAAAGUUGACAAGAGUUAAGUUGACAGUAGUUUCGAAGCUCAACACUACAGCGACGCGCACUGCUCUGUGGCGACACGCGGGAAUCGAGUUAGAAGAGAAUAAGAGUAAGAGUAAGAGUGAGAGUAAGAGUAAGAGUAACGGUAAGACUGAAGCAUGGAGGGUCUGAGGAGACAGGCGCGGAAACUUCUGUGCGUCCGGAAACAGCUGAUCCUUCUGCUGACCCCGCUGGUGCUGCUGCCGCUGGUGUUUUUCAUGCCGCCCAAGGAGGGGAAGUGUCUGUACGUGGUCCUCCUGAUGGCGGUGUUCUGGUGCACGGAGGCGCUGCCGCUGGCGGUGACGGCCAUGUUGCCCGUGUGCCUCUUCCCCACGCUGGGCGUGCUCCCGUCGAGGAAGGUGUGCCCGCAGUACUUCCUGGAGACCAACUUCCUGUUCCUCAGCGGCCUGGUCAUGGCCUCCGCCAUCGAGGAGUGGGGCCUGCACCGCCGCAUCGCCCUCAAGGUGCUGCAGAUCGUCGGCGUCAAGCCAGCAUGGCUGAUUCUGGGGAUGAUGAUCACUUCCUCCUUCCUGUCCAUGUGGCUCAGUAACACGGCAACCACGGCCAUGAUGCUUCCCAUCGCGUCCGCCAUCCUGGAGAGUCUCUUUGGGGACCUGGCCUCCCUCAAGGAGAAGUGCAAGGUCCACACUCCAGCAGAGGGUGAGGUGAAGAUGUGUGUGUUACCUUCAGAGCCGUGUGAGAAGCAAAUCCUGACCAUGGAGGAUGGGAGGGAUGUGUUGGAGAAGCUGGACUCACGUACCCCUGAGGAGGUGCGGACGGAGUCCCAGUAUCAGCUGAAGGUGUGGAAGGGCUUCCUCAUCUGCAUCCCCUACGCCGCCAGCAUCGGGGGCACCGCCACGCUCACCGGGACUGCACCCAACCUCAUCCUGGUGGGACAGCUCAAGAGUUACUUCCCUGAGUGUGACCUCAUCAACUUCGGCUCCUGGUUCCUGUUUGCCUUCCCCCUCAUGGUCCUCUUCCUGUUUCUGGGGUGGAUCUGGAUCGCCUUCCUGUACGGGGGCAUCAACACCAGGAUGUGUGUAAACAAACAGGAUGAGAGGGCAGCUGCUGAGGCUAAAGCACAAGCAGUCAUCGAUGAGGACUACAAGAAACUAGGGCCUCUAAGCUUUGCAGAAAGAGCCAUUGCUUUCUUCUUCGUCAUCUUCGCCUUCCUCCUCUUCACAAGAGAUCCCAAGUUUGUGACUGGAUGGUCCAUAUUCUUCAACAAAGGGUAUGUGUCAGAUGCAGUGACAGGCAUCAUCAUCACCACCAUCCUGUUCUUCUUCCCUUCCCAGAAGCCUUCACUCAGCUGGUGGUUCGACCCCAAAGCCCCCAACACUCCGUACGUUCCGCUGCUGUCGUGGAAGAAGGCGCAGGAGUCUGUGCCGUGGAACAUCAUCCUGCUGCUGGGGGGGGGAUUUGCCAUGGCCAAAGGCUGUGAGGAGUCUGGUCUGGCGGCGUGGAUCGGCGGCCAUCUCCAGCCUCUGGCUCAGGUUCCUCCCUCGGUGGCUGUCAUGCUCAUCACUGCAUUCCUGGCCUCCUUCACGGAGUUCGCCAGCAACACUGCCACCAUCAUCAUCUUCCUCCCCGUCCUCGCUGAGCUGGCCAUCCGUGUGAGUGUGCACCCCUUCUACUUCAUGAUCCCGGCCACGGUGGGGUGCUCCUUCGCCUUCAUGCUGCCCGUCUCCACCCCCCCCAACUCCAUCGCCUUCGCCUCGGGACACCUCAUGGUCACAGACAUGGUGAAGACCGGCGUGGUGAUGAACAUCCUGGGGGUGCUGUGCGUGUCUCUGGCCAUGAACACCUGGGGCCAGGUGAUGUUCGACCUGAACACCUACCCAGACUGGGCGCGGCCACUUAACGUCUCCACAGUAGCUCACACCCUCUCCACCCUCUCCACCCCCACCCCGCCCCCACAGUAGCUCACACCCUCUCCACUCUCUCCACCCCCACCCCGCCCCCUAACACCACCUUCUGAAGUCGCUCAAUCAGCACAAACGUUAUAGGCAGACCUUCUGAAUCCACCCAAUCAGCAGCACCAUUACAGUCAGACCUUCUGAAGCCACCCAAUCAGCAGCACCAUUACAGUCAGACCUUCUGAAGUCGCCCAAUCAGCACAAACGUUACAGGAAACACACUGACCACACUGCAGGAGAAGACAAGCAAACUGUGUCUGCAUGUGUGUGUCUGCAUGUGUGUUUUUUUAUUAAGUGCAGAGUUCACUUUUUCAAAACACUGAACAGAUUCAACAUAUCAGUGAUUACAGUAAGUCCCCCAUAAUCAAUAGUGAUAUCUACAGUAAGUCUCCCACAAUCAAUAGUGAUAUCUACAGUAAAUCUCCCAUAAUCAAUAGUGAUAUCUACAGUAAUCACACACACACACACACACACACGUACUUAUACACACACACACGCACACACACACACACACACACA
Molecule: messenger RNA, 3216 nt
Organism: Clupea harengus (Atlantic herring)
Lineage: Eukaryota; Metazoa; Chordata; Actinopteri; Clupeiformes; Clupeidae
Gene: slc13a3
Product: solute carrier family 13 member 3
Biological process (GO): succinate transmembrane transport; citrate transport
Cellular component (GO): plasma membrane
Molecular function (GO): sodium:dicarboxylate symporter activity; citrate transmembrane transporter activity; succinate transmembrane transporter activity
Source: RefSeq, a predicted model, not a curated record